UACAACUUUUCCUGCUUGUGAUUUAUUGGAAAAACAAAUUUUUAGCGGAGUUAGUAGUUGUGCGUUCACAUUUAUCUAUUUAAAUUAAGGCACUGUUUUGUUCUUCGUGCCAUUCUGUGAUUAUUUAUUUAUUGAAAUGGAUAAUCGACAUAAGAAAAUUAUCGCUUGGCAGCAACAAGUGGAAGACGAGAAAUCUUCAAUCAUAGCUUCUUUAGAUGUGUUAUCGCACAAAGUCCAAAAAAAGCUAAGUGAUGGAUUGAAAAAGAAAGACUACAUUGGAAUAAUAAACUAUGAAAUAAAUAUUUUAAAGAAACUUUCAGAAAUCAGCAUGGAUUUAGACACAUUUAUUCAAAAUGAACUGUCAGAUGAUAUAGCUGAGAGUGUUGAAGCAGAUAUUAAAAUAACUACUGAUGGUUCAAGUAGUUUAACUGUUACUAAAAUAAUUGAUUUACAUGAAUGUAAGACAACUGAAACAAAUGAUCAAACAGACUCUCUCUAUUCAGAUAAAGAAAAACCAGUCACAGAUUUUUACAAACAGUUUUCAGAAUCAAAUAGUCAAAUUAAAACCGAAUUUUAUGACAUAAACAAUGUUCCUUCGACAUCUGCUUUGCCAUCGUUAACAUGUGGCAUUGCAGUUUCCUCUGAGGAGCAGGAUGCCAUGUUAAAAGAAAAUAUAAACAAACUCACACAAUCUUUGGGAUUGAUUGAAAAAUUAGAUGAUUAUAAAGAUUAUUAUGAAAAGAAUAUUCAUGAUAUACCAGAAAAAGAUACCAGUUAUGAAAAAAGUAAAUUAGAUCAACGUGAAUCUGCAUUAAACAUUUCAAAAAAUACUGAAAUUACUAAAAAUGAAACUGUUACUGAUAAUCUUAAGGCCAGCCCUAAUGAUAGUACUGGUGCAAGUAAACAAAACUUGUCUCUGACAAGUGAACAGGAAUGUGACAAUAUGUUCAAAUGUAAUGUGAAGAAGAAUUGUCAAAAGAAGGCAAAUAACAAAAAUUCCUUUGAAAUACCUGACCAGAAUCCGCCACAAGUCGGUACGGAGUGUGUAUUUAGUCAUGUGGAAUGUCCAGAUGAAUUUUACAUCCAUUUAAUAGAUGAAGACACUAUAACAAUGAUCGACAACAUAUCAUAUGAGAUAGAAAAGUCGUUAAACAAAAAAAUUCAGUAUAAAGACAAAGAGGAGGCUCAUGACCAAAUUGGAAAAUUCUGUGUUGCAUACACUAAUGAGAAAAUCUGGUGUAGAUGUGAAAUAGUGAACUGGUUUCUGGAAAAAGAAACUAAUGAGGUACAAGUACAAUUAUGCGAUUACGGUAACUGCUUGAUAAUCAGCUACAAAAUGUUGCAACCAUUAACUAAAGAAGUCGCAAAUAUUCCAAAAUUGGCGAUUAAAUGCAACCUGCCAUGGUUGUAUCCUCCAGGGUCCACCCAUUUAAACAGAUUGACAAAAUGGCCUGAAGAAACAAUAGAAACUUUAAUACAGAUCAGCGAGUUAUUUAGCUCAUCUGACGAGAACAGGGUUUUCAAAUUAUUAUUUUGCGAUAAAAUUAACAAUUCUUAUGGUAUUGAUCUUUACAACGUCACAAGGAACUGUCCAGAUGAUACUGUCGGCCAAAUCUUAAUCGAUCUUGGGUUUGCUGUUCAACUAUUUGAUGAUUUGGACGUAAACAAUUUAGAAGUGGAAGAAUACGUAUAUGAUGCACAAAACUACGGUGUUACGGAUAAUAUCAAUGAGGCGAUUCAAGGUUACGAUGCAAAGGACGAAGCCAGAAUAUGCAGAUAUACGAGACCUGAUGGGACUUGUUUUAAGGGAAAGAAUUGCAGAUUUGAACAUACUCCAUUCAACAAAGGUGGAUUUACUACGGACAAAUUGGUAAUUUAUAGAGCCGCAUGUCAUCCCUUUAUUUUACCCAAUAAAUACAGUACGGUACACAUUUUAAUCACUGGUUAUAAAAAUCAGUCUACUUUCUAUGCUCAAAUUGUCAAUAAACCAAUUCUUCAAAACGAGAGUUAUUAUAUGGACAAACUUAUAUUCAACCUUAUUUCUUCUAUGAACUCUGACCAUAAAAUUCGUUCGUAUGAAAAAUUUAAAGUUAGCCCGGAGAUCGGAGAAAUAUGUAUUGCUUAUCAUUGGAGUAGAAAAUGGUUGCGAGGAAUCAUACAUAGUCUUAAUGAAGGGCCCGAGGGAAUGCCUGUAUCAGCUGAUAUAUUUAUGUUAGACUUUGGUGAUACUGUAACAGUACAGUUUGAAAAAAUGCGGCAAAUGCAAGAAGAAUUCCUUAUGCUGCCAUUUCAAGCAUUUGAGUGUUAUCUUGAUCGCUACCAGCCCAAAGAAACUAUGAAUUCUGCAGCCAAGACUUUUAUUCUGGAAAAUAUACUUUUUAAAAACUUUAUGGCGACGAUUUUGUCAGAUUCGUUACCUAUAAAAGUGAAUAUUAGCGGCAUGAAUAACGUCAAUAUCGGUGACGCGAUGUAUGAAAUGGAUUUUUUGGAACCACGAAAGAUUGGCAGUGAUCCGCCUGGUUCAUAUGAGUAACAAUAAAAGUAAGUACUAUUUUUUUUUCUCAACUUCUCAUCCAAAUAUAGUAAUAAAUGCGUUAGUUUAUUUAGGUUAGAAUACUUUUAAAGAAAUUAAAUAAAUAAAUUUAAUACUUAAAUGUGUUCUGGUCUAAUAACUUAAUCAUAUAUCACAGAAAAUAAAUGUAAUGUUAAAUGUAUACAAAAAAGUUUUAAGAUUUUAAAUAAAUGUACUUAAAUGUGUAUUUUCUGAUCUAAUAACCCAUAAUCACGCAAAAUAAAUGUAUUGUCAAAUGUGUUCAAAAUGUAUGUACUGUGAAAUGUAUUCAAAAUAAAUGUAAAAUAAUAUGUUA
Aethina tumida (small hive beetle) is the source of this 2867-nucleotide messenger RNA. RefSeq lists its product as uncharacterized. Gene Ontology annotation, biological process: spermatogenesis. The transcript has 14 exons. Gene Ontology annotation, molecular function: metal ion binding. The coding region runs from base 137 to 2533 and encodes 798 amino acids. NCBI's taxonomy places the organism in Eukaryota, Metazoa, Arthropoda, Insecta, Coleoptera, Nitidulidae. The record is from RefSeq and is a predicted model, not a curated record.